Messenger RNA from Glarea lozoyensis ATCC 20868, 1473 nucleotides. Its product is annotated as Pentapeptide repeat-like protein. The coding region runs from base 1 to 1473 and encodes 490 amino acids. Lineage: Eukaryota; Fungi; Ascomycota; Leotiomycetes; Helotiales; Helotiaceae. The transcript has 2 exons. The record is from RefSeq and is a predicted model, not a curated record.
AUGACAAAAUGGACGAAGCGCAAGAAGACCAAGAAGCCAGUGGUCAUCGAGGAGCCUGAAGAGCCCGUCUAUCUCGCCGAGUAUUCUGACACGACUCUGAGGGACAAAUUGCUCGAAGACUGCCUUGUCACGAGAUGUCAGGUGUAUAAUUGCACCAUCAAGCGAACCAAAUUCUCUGAGUCCGAAAUCUACGAAUGCAUUUUCGCGGAUUUGGGAGAUGAGCCAGCUACAGAUGCCAAUGCUUUCGAUGAGUGCAAGAUUUACUCCUGUAACCCGAUUCGGUAUGCUACUAUGGUCAAAUGCGAAGUGAAUGACUCGACAUUCUCGUCCGGUGUGCCGGGCAUGUUGAACAGCGUUCUGAAAAAAAGCAAAUUCUUCAAUUGUUGUUUAUUAGACGAUCCCUGGAUCUCCUGGUCAGAGCUACAUGAAUGCGAGCUCUCUUGGCCAUCUUAUCCACCGAGCGAGAUCAGAAAGGCUGGAUUAUAUCACUGUAAAAUCUACACCAGCUCUCUUGCGAAUCCAGUUGCGAACGAAUCAAGAUUCAGGAACAGCAAGCUUUUCGGGCUCCCGGCAACAGAAGCGAUGCCGGACCGUACCACAUGUCGAACUCUGGACAGCAGUACCUUCGUUGAGUGCGAUAUUCGCCGCGUGGGCGUUACUCAUAGUUUGUUUAUAAAGUGUAAAUUGAAGUAUGCUGCGAAUCGACGGUCGACAUUUGCGAGAUGUACAGUAAGACGGCCUGCUCUUACACCUCAGCCAGCAAAUGACGUUGAAGUUUCCAGAGUGUUGGCGAACUUCCCUCAAAAGAAUAGUAAGAAUCAGAAAAAACCGAGUGUCGGAUCGAAGAUGUCAUUGGAACAUUUGCCCAUGGAAAUUCAGAUGCGAAUAGUACAUUUUGCAGCGGCGACACUUGAAUGGCAAGGUGUUACACCACCGCUAAUAGCAUCGUUACGAGGGCAUCAACUUCUGUAUCGCGCGGCACUAACAAGUUUCGCUCGGAAAAACUGGUUUAUUGCAGAUGCCCAGUUGAAAGCAUUUGAAGCUGAAGAUGAUAAGAUGUCAUCCAAAGCAUGGCACAGCUUGAGGAAGCUGGAAAUACUAAAUGUUUGGAGAUCCAAUGAAUGCACGUCACUCAUAGAAAUGGCUCCUUUACUUACUUCAUUGGAUCUAAAUUUGGGUGCUACUAUUGGGCGAGACAUAGUCGGUGGGCCAUCGGCAGAAAUUCUUCCCAAAGUAUUUGCGUCGGUAAAGAAGUUGAAAUGUCUCUCGAGGCUUUCACUCAUCAAAUUCAGACCUGCCUACACCUUUCAGCAUUCAAAGGCGCCCUAUCACCCAGGAGCAGAUGUACGGGGUGCGUUGGCGAGCUUUGUUCAAGAUCUCGAGGAGGAGUGGCGGAUCAAGUCAUUAUCAAAGGAAACGGAGGCUUUCCAUACCUAUACAUGGAAAGCACCUGCCAGCUGUACGUUGAACUGA